Ctenocephalides felis (cat flea) is the source of this 1021-nucleotide messenger RNA. RefSeq lists its product as uncharacterized. The transcript is spliced from 2 exons. Lineage: Eukaryota; Metazoa; Arthropoda; Insecta; Siphonaptera; Pulicidae. Bases 359 to 970 code for a protein of 203 amino acids. The record is from RefSeq and is a predicted model, not a curated record.
AGUUUCGGACUGUCAGAUUUGCUCGGAUGGAACGAACCCAUUGUGUCAUAUUGUUGUGUACUGUGUGACACCCCCUGAAUUUUACUGUUUAACUGUCAUUUUGGAAUUGUGUACAGUAUCAACGUCAACAACGUAUUAAAAUUAAUUUGUGAAAUAUUUGGUUUAAUAUCGCAGUCAAAACAAUGUAAUAAUAUUUAAAAACAACAAAUCACCAUACCUUUAUACUUUCAACCUACCACGAACACAAUUAAAGUUUAUGUCGCUAACAAAAAUCUUUGUUUACUAUAGUUACGAGAAGUAAAUUAAAAAUCAAUGCACGCAUUCGUUCUUGUUAAAUCUAUAUAAUUAUCAAAUAAUAAUGAAGCCUGAUGAUAGAAGUAUGUCGUAUAAUUCUCAUAAAGACUCGAUGGAAUAUUGUGGCAGAACACUAAGGAGUACUUCGAGACGAAAACUACAAGAUCGAUUCGAAACGAGCGAUUCAAACAUAUCUGAAACAAGAAGUAUGCAAAAAAAUCGUAGAAUGUUGUCAAACAUCAGUUUAACUGACCCGAGGCAGGCCUUGAGAAAUGGAGCUGACAAAAUUAGUAAAACAUUGACAAAUGUGAAAAUUUCUAUCGGUACAUUUUCACAGCGUUUUAAAACAAAUACAAGACGCAGGCAAAUUUUGCAAGAAUCUCCUUCCCAUUAUGUUCGAACACCAACACCAAGAUCAAGAUCUAAAUCUCGUGAACUUUUAGGAAGAACUCCUACAAAACUCUACAGCCCAUUUGGAAUAGAAUCACCACAGCAUAGAAACAUGGAUACCAAGUUUGUCCAACAAGUGGGAGCAAAUGAUGAUAAAAAAAACAAUCCAAAACAUAAAAAGAAAAAGAAUGAUAUUUGGAAUAAAGAAAAUUGUCUCGAGGAAAGAGAGACCGAGAUCAAUAAUUGGAAUUUUCUUAAUAGAAACUCACAAUCUUUAUUAAAAUAAAGUAUAGCAGUUCUAUAACUUAAAAAUUAUAGUUUUUAUUUUAAGAUACAA